CUUUCUUUCUUUCUUUCUUUCUUUCUGUUGCUUCAAGUUGGUGACAGAGCGCGUCUGUCGCAGACCGAAUGCCGACGUCGACAUGAGCCUGGAAAACAGAGAUGCUGGUGGCCUUGAAGACGACGUCCUGGCGAUCACAUGGUUCAUCAGGGCUGUGCUUGUGUUGGUAGUGGCGGGCUUGUGCCUGAAGGCGUACCUGCUCUACAGCAAGCGCAUUUACCGCGGCACCACCACGAUCCGCGGGAAGACGGUCAUCGUGACAGGCAGCAACGCAGGAAUCGGAAAGGAGACGGCCAAGGAACUUGCCAGGAGGAAGGCCCGCGUGAUCUUGGCCUGCCGAAACGUCCAUCGUGCACAAAAGGCCGCUCAAGACAUCUUUGCGGAAACUGGCGAAACGGUGGUGGUCAAGCAGCUCGACCUGUGCUCCUUCAAGUCGGUGCGGGCCUUCGCCGAAGAUAUCAUCCGGACGGAGCCCCGACUGGACGUGCUGAUCAACAACGCAGGUGCCUGUCUUUUCUUCGCAGACAAGCUGAUUCUCACAGAGGACGGCUACGAAGUGGGCCUGCAGAGCAACUAUCUGGGUCAUUUCCUGCUGACUAUUCUGUUGACAGAGCUUCUCAAGAAGAGCGCGCCCAGCCGCGUGGUGAACCUGUCUUCGGUGUUGCACCACUUCGGCACCACGUGGCGCAUCGAGGAGCAGGCAAAGGGCACGUACGGCUGGCGCACGCCUCUGCUCACCUACUGCAACACCAAGAUGGCCAUGGUGCUCUUCACCCGAGCUCUGGCACCUCGGCUCAAGAUGCACGGAGUGACCGUGAACGCAGUCCACCCGGGUGCAGUCAACACUGGAAUCGCCGGAGAAGAAAGGCUGAUCGCCUACCUCUUCCGGAUCCUCGUGAAUCUCUACGGAAAGGUAACGGGUGCCCUUGUUUUUUGCUUUUUAUUUUCUUUUUGCGUUGAGAAAGGCGCUGGUAGUGCAGGACUAUGAACGGCGUCUCGAGUGCACACGGACACUGAAUUGUCCCGGUGCUAUGGAGGAUCACAAGCUAACCGGAAGGGAAGCUAAGGAGCCAUGGAAGGGAAAACAUGCGUAGAAACAGCGUGGGAUUCCAGAGAAAACUCGAGUAGAGGGUGUUCUGGCUGACGCCAAGACUAGUGGAGGCCGUCAGGUCGAUGAUACAAUGCAUCUGUGUAAUAUAAAACAGGCAACGGGUGGCCUGCAAUAGAAAAGCUGGCGAGGGAAGGAA
This is a messenger RNA of Dermacentor silvarum, 1247 nucleotides long. RefSeq names its product retinol dehydrogenase 12-like. The transcript has 5 exons. The record is from RefSeq and is a predicted model, not a curated record. Gene Ontology annotation, molecular function: oxidoreductase activity. NCBI's taxonomy places the organism in Eukaryota, Metazoa, Arthropoda, Arachnida, Ixodida, Ixodidae. The coding region runs from base 83 to 988 and encodes 301 amino acids.